AUGGAAGCUAACACUGCCAGCCAAGAAGACAUAAAGUUGCCUAUCGCAUCCAUUUCGGAUGUUUUGACGUUGGAAGUGAUCGAAAAUCACCUAGACUCUUUGUCUUCUGACCAAUUAUCUGAGUUAUAUGCGAAGCACUUACCUGAAUCGACAUCCCCCACAAAACACGAUAUUUUGGAUGUCGUGAGAAGUGGCUUUUUCCAGCAAUCUACGAACAAAUUGAGCGAGCUGUUGAGGGAAGGAAAUGGCGCUGGAUAUCUCUUAGCCCAGAGUUUGAAAUAUAGUUAUCAAGGUGAGGGAAUUGAGUCUUUCUUGAACGGUGUGAGAGAAUUAGGUAUAAAGGAAGAGAAAGAAAAAGAACAGAAAAAAGAGAAUCAUAGUACCGAUUCCAAGAAUGAAGAUGACAUAAACCAAUAG
Debaryomyces fabryi is the source of this 417-nucleotide messenger RNA. RefSeq lists its product as uncharacterized. The coding region runs from base 1 to 417 and encodes 138 amino acids. The record is from RefSeq and is a predicted model, not a curated record. The transcript has a single exon. NCBI's taxonomy places the organism in Eukaryota, Fungi, Ascomycota, Pichiomycetes, Serinales, Debaryomycetaceae.